Messenger RNA from Carassius auratus (goldfish), 2254 nucleotides. It is a transcript of the gene gpr65, whose product is annotated as G protein-coupled receptor 65. Gene Ontology annotation, cellular component: membrane. The transcript is spliced from 2 exons. NCBI's taxonomy places the organism in Eukaryota, Metazoa, Chordata, Actinopteri, Cypriniformes, Cyprinidae. The coding region runs from base 110 to 1153 and encodes 347 amino acids. Gene Ontology annotation, molecular function: G protein-coupled receptor activity. The record is from RefSeq and is a predicted model, not a curated record. Gene Ontology annotation, biological process: G protein-coupled receptor signaling pathway.
AUCGUUAUAACGUGCAGUUCGUUCAUGUAUAUAUUUGUAAAUCUUAUCAUAAUUCACAUUGUUGUCCCAAAAACUGGUUCCUGAAUCGCUGCACUUAUGCUGCCUUGAGAUGAACAUAACGGUGGACGCGAUGAACAACUCAAACGAAACAGAUGACUGCUAUCCAUCUGCAAAUCCUGAAAAGAUGGUAUUCGUAGGCCUGCAACUGGCUGUGAUUCUGAUCGGCAUCCCAUCCAAUGUCUUCUUCUUGUUUGUGUCGUAUCGGCUCAUCCGUCAGAAGAACGAGCUGGGUGUCUAUCUGUUUAACCUGGCUCUCUCGGACCUGUUGUUUAUCACGUGUUUACCAGUGUGGGUUCAAUUCUGUCUGUACGAUGAGUGGUAUCACGGCAAGACGGUGUGUUUUGUAUGUGUUUUCCUGCUCUUUACAAACUUCUACACCAGCGCUAUGCUUCUGAGCUGCAUCGCGGUGGAUCGCUAUUUAGCCAUCGUCUACCCGCUCAAAUUUUGCACUUUUAGAAAGCGCAAGACUGCGGUCAGCAUGAGCAUUGCUGCAUGGAUUUUUACUCUUGUGUUUAAUGCAAUAACCGUGUAUCCAGACAUGAUCUACGACGAGGAGAACUUAAUCUGCUUGGAUUUAUUUCCUUUGCAUGAAAAGCAAAUAAUUGUCAAUACUGCUCGUUUUGUUGUAGGCUUCCUCGUUCCCGCAUUGGUUGUGGGUUUCUGUUAUUGCCGGAUAUGUUUGGAUGUGAAGAGAAACCAAACGCUUGGGUCAAUGGAGCGCCAGCAUGUCUUCCGGCUUCUUGGAUGCAUUUUGUUGACCCUUUAUUUUUGUUUUGGACCUGUGCACAUCAUGAUGGUUAUGAGGGUUUUGCUGGAGGAUUGUCCAUAUCCCAACUGGCUCUUCGUUGGAUAUAAGGUCUGCGUCUUUCUCUCGAUGCUCAACUGCCUGGCUGAUCCACUUCUGUACUGCUUUAUGAGCAGAACGGGUCAAGCCAGUGCUUUAAAUGUGUUACACAUCCUCAGGAGAACAUGGAAGAAAGAGUGUCAAAAAGAGAUGGAAAAUCUAAGACAAAGCAACCAAAUUCUUGGAACUGCAACCGUUCCAAUCACAGAAGCAACCUUUAGGACUGUAUUCAGCACUGAUAACUUGUGAUCAGAUCAUGCUGAUGUUUAUAAACUUCAACUAAGAAAUGAAGCCAUAAAACUUUACAAGCUGUCCAUUCAAACACAAACUGUCUGACUAAGCUCAUUUCUGUCGUGGCAACUCUCAGAAGGAUUGGCAUGGUAAUGUACAAUGUUAGUGUAUUUGGUUUUGGAAGAAUAGAUCUGCUACACUGCUGCAAUACAUCCACACCAUGCUGCUGUGAGCAUGUAAGAAAUAUUGCAUAACAAAUGAAUAACAUAUAUGAAAUGACCCCCAUAUGGAAAACAUGAUCACCUUGUAGCAGAACUAUACAGGUGGAGCUGGGGAAGGUGGAGGGUUUCUGAAGCAAGUUUCAAUGCUACAGCAAGCACUAGUCAUCUAUUUGAAUUUUCAGCAGUGAGCUCAUUGGCUAACAAUACAGAAGAGAACCAAUCAGCUGUGCCGUGUGAUGAUGUCAGAUGAGUUAGACCUAUCGGACUGCGCCAUCUAGAGUUUCGUGCCAGAACUCUGUAUUUGUCUAAAACGUCCAGGUUGUAAAAUGUUUAAAGAAACUAUUCCUUUAUUAAAACUCACUGAAAGAAAUGAUACAAUAUUUUUUUUUAAAUAAAGGACAUUUAAACACAAAGACUGAUCAUGCAUUGAGAGCAUGAACACUUACGAAAAGCCUUGGAUUUUGAGAAAUGAGAACAGUGUUUCAUCAGAAUUUCCUGUUGGUUUCAUCUAAUUUAGGCACCAGUUCGCACUUUCAUUUUCACACCCUCUUCUACCCUAAUAUUUUGCUCAAAAUAUUGUAAAUAUCUGAAGUGUAACAUUAAAUAUAUUUUGAGUGUUAUACCUUACACCAAGCUGUUUCCAACUUUGAUAGCAAGCUUGCCUUGCUUUUUCAAUAAUACUGUUUAUGACCAAAAACUACUGUUCAAAGGUUUGGGGUAUAUGCAAUAAUUAACAUUGUUACACGAUACGAGUGUGCAUGUGUGUGAAUAGAUACUUUUACAGUAGAUAUCACAGUUACAUAACUCCAUGUUGCAUGACAUAUGUUUCAUGGUUAGUGAAAAACGAAAAAUUUUAAAACACUUGAAUAAGACAAUAAAACACAUACAGAACAUUGGU